Messenger RNA from Rhopalosiphum maidis (corn leaf aphid), 3765 nucleotides. RefSeq names its product ABC transporter G family member 20 (gene snu). The record is from RefSeq and is a predicted model, not a curated record. NCBI's taxonomy places the organism in Eukaryota, Metazoa, Arthropoda, Insecta, Hemiptera, Aphididae. The transcript is spliced from 16 exons. Gene Ontology annotation, molecular function: ATP hydrolysis activity; ATP binding; ABC-type transporter activity. The coding region runs from base 294 to 2729 and encodes 811 amino acids. Gene Ontology annotation, cellular component: membrane.
CAAGUCUGCACAAUCGUUUCACUACCGUCGCGUCGGUGACUCGUGCAGUGUGAGCGUGAAUGCAGUGUGCGUUCGCGUCGAAACGUAAAACAACAACAAUAAUAAGAACAUAAUAAGAAUAUAACAUCGGAAACGCGUCCGCACGCGACGUUUAAACGGCAUUGUAAUAAUAUACUUUUUCUUUCUUUCGGAAUUUUCGGUUUAUCUCUUUUCUGUCCAUAUACGAUAAUAUUUGUGGUCGACGCGCGAUUCGCUAAGGUUCGCCACACGAAUACGAUUAAUACGACGACGACAUGGACGACAAGGAUAAGAUACGGAAGAUGUUCAGCUGGAGCUCGAGCCUCACAGAAGGAAACGAAGAAUCCGGCGGUGGUAAGGCGACUAUGACGUCCGGCGUGGGCAAUUCUCCGGACGUGGUGGCCAUGGAGCCCCGGAACAGCAACGGUAGCGUCAGCGUGGGAAUAGUGGACGGCGGCGGUGGAAUCGUCAACCCCGCGUUUCAGCCACCUUCAUUGCUCAGCCAACAGAGUACCGUAUGGACGCGCCGCCAGCAGGCUGUUUGCGUUCGACACGCGUUCAAGCACUACGGUUCUGCAAGCAAGCCGAACCACGUGCUAAGCAACCUUAACAUGACGGUUGCUAAAGGCACAAUAUAUGGAUUGCUGGGAGCUAGUGGUUGCGGAAAAACCACAUUGCUCAGCUGUAUUGUUGGUAGGCGGCGACUAAACACAGGACAAAUCUUUGUACUCGGAGGAAAGCCCGGAACUAAAGGAAGUGGAGUUCCCGGAAAACGCGUUGGAUACAUGCCUCAGGAAAUAGCUCUGUACGGAGAGUUUUCCAUCAAAGAGACAAUGAUGUAUUUUGGCUGGAUAUUCGGUAUGGAAACGUCAGAAAUCAAUGAUAGACUUCAGUUUCUUUUGAACUUCUUAGAUUUGCCAAGCCAAUCUAGAUUGGUGAAAAAUCUUAGUGGUGGUCAACAAAGAAGAGUUUCAUUCGCUGUGGCUCUUAUGCACGAUCCAGAACUCUUAAUUUUAGACGAACCUACGGUUGGUGUAGAUCCUUUACUGCGUCAAAGUAUUUGGAAUCAUUUGGUUCAGAUCACAAAAGAUGGACAUAAAACAGUUAUUAUAACUACACAUUACAUCGAGGAAGCUCGGCAAGCGCACACUAUCGGUUUAAUGAGAAGUGGAAGGUUAUUGGCUGAAGAAUCUCCACGUGUAUUGCUAUCUAUGUAUCACUGUCAGUCAUUAGAGGAAGUGUUUUUAAAAUUGAGUAGAAAGCAAGGGACGGACGGACAACCGCAGGAAACGCCUGUCAAUAUAUCGAAUAACAUUUCACUCGCUACGUUAAACUGGGGUAAAAAGGACGAACCUGUUUAUGUAACUGAAGAGAGUGGUGUAGUAGGCUUGAACUUCCAUCAAUCAAAGGAGGUGCUUGCGCAAGAUCAGUCAAAUGGCAUAAAUGGUAAAUUGUCAGAAAUGCAAAUGAUGGAGCCACAAUAUGACUCGAGUUGUUGUGAAAUCACUACUCGAGGAAAAACAAAGGCAUUGUUGCAAAAGAAUUUUUUGAGAAUGUGGAGAAACGUUGGAGUUAUGUUGUUCAUAUUUGCAUUACCAGUAAUGCAAGUCAUACUUUUCUGUUUGGCCAUCGGUAGAGAUCCAACAGGCUUACAUUUGGCUGUAGUCAACAAGGAAAUGGACUGGAAUACAAUGGAAUGUCCAGUUUAUGAUAAUUGUACUCUUAACAUGUUUUCGUGUAGGUACUUAAACGCUUUACCAAAAGACACCGUAGUAUUAGAUUAUUAUGAGACCCCUGAGAAAGCUAUAAAUGCUGUUAAAGUGGGUGAUGCGUGGGGUGCGCUAUACUUCACUGAAAACUUUACUGACGCACUCGUAGCACGAAUGGCGUUGGGUAGAGAAUCUGACGAAGAAACAUUGGACCAGAGUGAAGUGCGAGUGUGGCUUGACAUGUCGAACCAACAAAUUGGUUUAAUGUUGAACAGAGACUUGCAAUUGUCUUAUAGAGACUUUGGGCAAGGUUUACUGCAGAGCUGUGACCAAAAUCCUAAACUCGCGGAUAUUCCAAUUCAGUUCAAAGAACCAAUAUACGGCAGUAGUGAUCCCAGUUUUACGGAUUUCGUAGCGCCGGGAGUCAUUUUAACAAUUGUUUUCUUCUUGGCUGUCGCACUCACGUCUUCGGCACUUAUCAUCGAGCGCACUGAGGGCCUGUUGGACAGGAGUUGGGUUGCCGGUGUAACACCGUUAGAAAUAUUGUUCUCCCAUGUCAUUACGCAAUUUGUAGUCAUGUGUGGACAAACAGCACUUGUUCUUAUAUUCAUGAUUCUUGUAUUUGGUGUGGAAUGCAAAGGAGACAUUACUUUAGUCAUAACCCUCACAAUAUUGCAGGGUCUUUGCGGCAUGUGCUUCGGUUUCGUUAUAUCAGCCAUAUGUGAACUAGAAAGAAACGCUAUCCAGUUGGCCCUGGGAAGCUUUUACCCGACACUUCUGCUCAGUGGUGUCAUCUGGCCGGUGGAAGGUAUGCCCGUUUUGUUGCGGUACGUCAGCUACUGUCUACCGCUGACCAUGGCAACGACGUCCCUACGGAGCAUACUGACUCGUGGCUGGAACCUGCUGGAACCCGACGUGUACUUGGGCUUCGUGUCCACCAUCUCAUGGAUAGUGUUGUUCCUGUCUAUCAGCAUGGCCGUGCUCAAGUUCAAGCGCGGCUGAGCUCCGUGUCAAGUCCCUCGUCACAUCCCCGUCACUCGUCAACCCCUGCACCGUCGUUCCGCUACCGAUCUGGACGUCUCGCCCGGACGUUUGCGCGAGUGUUAGUUUUAAUGUUUUUUUUUGUUGUCGUGUGGAUCUUCCCGGGAACGCGUACACUGCUUUUCCCCUCUCCACCCACUCACCCAUUGUGUAUCUCCCCUUACCCAAAACAUCGUGACGUGUAUAAUGAUUUCUUAGAUUAAAACGAUAAUAUUUGCUCAGCAUUCUUUUGUGACAUAAAUUAAUCAAAUUUACCGUCCAAAAAUUAUAUUAUGUACAAUGUACGUGUGCAUAUGCCUGUGCGUGUGUGUGUGUGUGUGUGUGUGUAUGUGUGUGUGUGUAACGUGUCUAUACAUAUUGUGACGAAUUUGCGACCGUAAACACGAAUAACGCACAUACAUAGGUGUACACAUAUAUAUAUUUUUUUUUACCCAGUGACUUUUUAUUACUUAAUUAGGAUACAAUAUAGUAUUUAUAUAUAUAUAUUUUUUAGACAUUUAUAUAUAUUUAUAUGUGUGUGAAUAUUUUUUAUGUAAUCUACAUCACCCACGCGCAUAAUUAUUUCAAAAUAGUUAACAUUUGUGAGAUCGAAGGGCUGCGGAUCGUUUUCAAUAGAUUUCAAUUCAAAUGGCAUUAUCGGUGUAUAAUAAUACUAAUAUAUCGUGUAUUAUAGGUAUUGUAGUGUUGUUGUUAUAGUACUUUCUACACGUAAAAACAAAUCAACGCGCGACUAUUGCAUCAACGUCUACAGCCCUUCGGUAUAUUAUAUUAUUUUAAAAUACAUUUUGUGAUUGGUAAAUUACUGUAGUUAUUUUUAAUAAGGUGAAUACCGAUUGAUUCGCCGUUUCCGUACUUCUUUUUCAAAUCUUAUUAUGUAUCUUGUACUAUAUUAUUAUUAUUAUUAUUAUUAUUAUUAUUAAUAUUAAGGUCGUGGAAAAUUAACGUUAUUCGGUGCCGAUUUAUAAUCUGACACCAGUAAAAAAAAAAAAAAAAUAAA